Molecule: messenger RNA, 1728 nt
Organism: Cladocopium goreaui
Lineage: Eukaryota; Dinophyceae; Suessiales; Symbiodiniaceae
Source: the annotation of a GenBank genome assembly
AUGGCCGUGAGACUUCUGGGUGCUGUGCAGGAAAGACACGACCUUCAAGCCAGCACGGUCACGGUCAACACGGUGCUUGCUGCAUGCCGUGCGUCUUCAUGGACCAUGGCGGUGAAGAUCUUUCGGGAGAGCCUGCGGCAUGCUUCUGUGAAUGUGAUCAGCUAUAACAGCACUUUGAACUCUCUAAGUUCUGCCUUAUGCUGGCAAAAAGCAGCUGCUCUCUUGAAGUUGGCACCUGUUCAACCUGACAUGAUCUCCUUCAACGGACACAUCAGCCUGCAUGGCAGGUUGUCUCACUGGCAUCACGCUUUGGAUGUGCUAAAGGAGACGCGCUUCAGACGUUUGCAAAACAGCCAAAUUACGUACAAUGCCAGCAUCAGUGCACUGGAAAGAGGAAGUCGCUGGGAAAGUACCUUGCUAUUGCUUGGUGAUGCCAAAAGACGCUCACGCAGCUUGAAUGAAGUGGCCGGCAAUUCCGCUUUGGCCGCCUGUGAGAGGUGCAGCAAGUGGUGCACAGCCGUGCAGUUCUUGAGUGGCUUCACAGGACGAGACGACUUGGUGGUCGAUGUGAUCAGCUUCAACACUGCCAUCAGUUGCUGUGAAAAGUCCAGUGCAUGGGAAGCUGCGCUGGCGCUGCUGGCAGAUGCUGAAAGCCGUAGGCUGGUGGAUGUGAUUACCUACAAUGCAACCAUCAGUGCAUGCGAAAAGGCGAAGAUGUGGCAACUGGCAAUAGAGUUGCUGAAGGACACGCAGAGAUCCAUGACACCAGAUCUCAUUAGCUACAACAGUGCCAUCAGCGCCUGUCGAGUGGAGUCCCCUUGCAGUUGGUUGCUGGCACUUGCUUUGAUGGCUGAAGCCCAAAGGAAGCGGCUUCGUUGGGACAUCAUUACCUACAGCUCAGCCGUUGGUGUUUGUGAAAAAUCCUCGCAGUGGAAAGCGGCGCGACUUCUUUUGCAAGAUACUUCGCAGCAGCGCAGCAUGAACGUCAUUGUCUUGAACGCAGCGUUGUGUGCUUUCGGUGCGGCGGGGCAAUGGCAGUUGGCCUUGUGGACUUCGUACUGCGGUCCUGAGAAAGCAGGAUUCUCGAUGGACGUAAUAAGCUGCACUUCUUGCAUCAGUGCCUGUGAGGCGUCAAGUCACUGGAGCAUGGGGCUUUUCCUCCUCGAAGAUGCCACUGGCCGACUCUUGCGCUUGAACACUUUCAGCUACAGCUGCGGCCUCAGUGGCCUUGCGCCGUGGCAACCAUGGCAAGGCACGCUGCAACUGCUGAAGACCAUGGCAUUGCGCCAGGUGCGAGGCAAUGAGGUCACGUACAAGACGGCCACGGGUGGACUGGCCAACCAUGCCCAGUGGAUGCAGGGUUUUGCCCUCCUGGCACUUGGUGACGUGGCGGUGACCGAAGCCCUUUCUGCGGCCAUCAGUGGCGCAGCAAGAAGCGAUGAUGCUGACGUUUGGCCUCGGGCUUUAGCAGCUGUAGAUGGCAUGACCUUGUCGCCGAUCAGCUUCAGCGAAUUGGUUGCUACAUGUGAGAAGAUGGUGGGAUCUUCUCCCUUGCGACUGGAGUUGCCACCGCCAAGCUUGGGCUGUGAAAAUGACCAGCGCUAUGUUUGUCCUUUCAAAAUAGGCCAGCCAUUCGCUGGUCGACAUAAAAAUAAUCCCACAUGUGGGUUAAUCAGGUUAAUCCAUACCCAUUUUUGGUUGAUGAAACCUUUGAUUUCGUUGCUAUAA